Molecule: messenger RNA, 633 nt
Organism: Camelina sativa (false flax)
Lineage: Eukaryota; Viridiplantae; Streptophyta; Magnoliopsida; Brassicales; Brassicaceae
Source: RefSeq, a predicted model, not a curated record
AUGGACAAUACUGGUGAGUCAAAAUUCCUACUGUUUGAUUCUAUUUGCUUGGAGAUUAUCGGUGUGAGCGCUCCCACCGUUCUUGGUGGCUCAGUUGAUGAGAUUGUGGAUCCAGACAAUUUGCCUGAUCCAGUGAAAAAUCUUAUUGGAAAAACAUAUAUGUUUCUGGUGAAUGUUGAGAAAGAGAACAUAUGGGAUGGUAAAGAAACCUACAAGGUGUCCAAAGUUCUUGUGAAAGAUGGUCUACUCGAAGAAUCACUGCUGGAGAAUUCUUAUGGUAUGUUCAAUCCAAAGUCUAUAGUCUCUGGUGAUCAGGGACCUCUCAUGUUAGAAUAUGGUUCAGAAACUACUGACUCGAUGACUCCAUCGUCCAAGCGUGUUUAUCCAAACAGUGGAAGUGCUUCUGAUCAAUCCUCAACUUCGAAGAAGCUGUGUAUUGAACCAAUAGACUUAGAAAAGUCUAAUCCAGAGUUUGGACAUGUAGGUGUUCUUUCAAUAUCUGAGGGGAAAGACGACAAAGAUGAGGAUGGAAAAAAAAAGGGUGUUGAUCAAGGAAGUGUUGUGUACAACUCAAAGAUUGAGGAAAAUGAUAAAAUCGCAGGAGUUAAGGUCAAGGUUGAGAAGAAGAAGUGA